AUGUCUGUGAAGCGGAAUGACAAGCUCAAGUAUGUCAAGUUCGGCAAAACAGACAUGAUGGUAUCGGAGAUCUGUGGCGGAACCAUGACUUGGGGGUCUUUCAACGCCGACGAGUCGCAAUGCCAUGCGCAGAUGGAUGCCCUUGUCUCCGCGGGCGUCAACUUCUUUGACACUGCAGAGCUCUAUCCUGUCGCGUUCAAUUAUGGAAAGACCACGGAGACGUGGAUGGGGAAUUGGCUCCAGAAACACAGCGGAAAGCGCAGCGAGCUUUACUUUGCGACGAAGUGCAAUGCCGCAGGUAUCGGUGGCCAUGGCGAGUUUCACGACUACAACGCGGACGUCCUUCUGGCAUCCUGCAAGGCUUCCAUCGAGCGCUUGAGGUGUGCUGGUAAAAUACAUUGA
Messenger RNA from Prorocentrum cordatum, 402 nucleotides. The record is from the annotation of a GenBank genome assembly. Lineage: Eukaryota; Dinophyceae; Prorocentrales; Prorocentraceae.